Messenger RNA from Penicillium atrosanguineum, 1110 nucleotides. RefSeq names its product lytic polysaccharide monooxygenase auxiliary activity family 9 protein. Lineage: Eukaryota; Fungi; Ascomycota; Eurotiomycetes; Eurotiales; Aspergillaceae. The record is from RefSeq and is a predicted model, not a curated record. Bases 1 to 1110 code for a protein of 369 amino acids. The transcript has a single exon.
AUGAGAAGCAUCUCCCUCUUUCUUGCGGCCUUUUCUGCCCUACCACUUGCCUCUUCUCAUUACUUCUUCCCCCAUUUCAUUGCAAAUGACAACUUCACAGACUACUAUGAGUACGUCCGCGAAGACACACAAGGUUAUAUGCCCGUGAAGGGAGGAUACUCAAGCGAUGACUUCCGGUGCAACACCGGCUCCCAAGACUAUGCCAGCAAAACCGGGGUCUACACCGUUAAGGCAGGGGACACGAUUGGCUUCGGUACCGAUUUCAACGCUCAAAUCGAACACCCCGGUCCUCUGCAAGUGUACAUGUCCAAAGCAACCGGCGAUGUGCGCGAAUAUGAUGGUUCAGGAGAUUGGUUCAAGAUCUACGAGCUUGGUCCGGAGAGGUUUUCCAGCGAUGGUAUCACUUGGGGUGUUUAUGGAAAGGGAAAUUUUACCUUUACACUCCCUGAUGUCCCUGCUGGUCAGUAUCUUGUCCGGAUCGAGCAUAUUGCUGUUCACGGUGCGAUGGAGUGGGGUGGUGCUGAAUUAUAUUUCAACUGCGCCCAAAUUGAAGUCGAGAGUGACAGCGAGUCUAUUCCCGGGCCUACUGUUAAAAUUCCUGGUGUCUAUAAUGGCUAUGAACCUGGCAUUAUGUUCAAUAUGUAUAGUGACUCGAUUGUCAACUAUACAAUGCCUGGUCCAAGACCGUUCCCUGAUGACGCUGAUCCGGAUGUGACUGCGUCGGGUGUUAGUGUUGCUCCAUCGACUGCGUGGACUUUGCCUGCUGUCACGCAGUAUCCCUCGUCAGUGAUAGCUGCAUCUGCUGUUCAAACUACUUCCACGCCAUUCUCGAUGGAAACUCCAUCUGCCACUUCUGCCUCUCAACCCCUUUUUUCCUCUGUUUCCUCGGAGAAAGAGACUACACAACUACUUGAGGCAUCGGCUCCUCUUCGGACCGGUUCUGAGGUCUCGGUCCUUGCCACUGGUACCGCAUCGCCUGACUCUGGAGACUGUGAGCCACCUGUUACUGUCACUGUCAAAACUACCGUGACCGUCACCAAUGCACCCAGCUGCGUACCGAUGACUGUGACUGCUACCAUUACCACUACAGUCUUUGCGACUAACACCUAG